Limulus polyphemus (Atlantic horseshoe crab) is the source of this 666-nucleotide messenger RNA. RefSeq names its product dynein heavy chain, cytoplasmic-like. Lineage: Eukaryota; Metazoa; Arthropoda; Merostomata; Xiphosura; Limulidae. The record is from RefSeq and is a predicted model, not a curated record. The transcript is spliced from 4 exons. The coding region runs from base 43 to 372 and encodes 109 amino acids.
UACGUUUAGAAUACUGUAAACUUGUCUGUUUUCUGACAGGUAAUGAUCAUGGAUAAAAAGGAAGAAAACUUGAUGAUGGAUGAAUGUAGUUUUGGUAUUAUAGGCCUGAAGCUUCAAGGAGCAGAUUGUAUAGAAAAUAAACUACAUCUCUCGCCUACCAUCCUUACCGAGCUCUGUUUAACCACUCUACGUUGGUUCAAGAUUCAGCCUGGAGAAGUGUUUUCCAAAAACUUGGUUACCCUACCCGUGUAUUUGAACUCCACUCGGGCAGAACUGUUGUUCACUGUCGAUCUAGCUGCAGCAUCAGGACAAAACAAGCACAGUUUUUACGAAAGAGGUGUCGCUGUCAUGUGUUCUACAGCUCUCAGUUAAAAUUUAACUAUGUAUUAUCUUGGCUUUUAUGAUUUCAAAUAACUUUCUAAAAUUACUGCAAUGAACUUUAAAAAUUUUAACAUAAUUUCAUUAGCUUAUUGUUUUAAUAUUAAUAAGUAAGUAAAAAGUAUUUCUAUAGUUGCAACUGAAUCACAUGCACAGAUGAGGACCGCUUACCGUAGAUUCUAGUGUAUACACUGUGCUUUUGUUUUGUCACAUCUGGUCUUGCUUUAAAUACUGUUUUAUCAUGUAUAGAGUGCUUUGGAAAAUAAAUAUUUCUUGGUUGACAUUUAA